GAGGAACUGAAAGAUGUGGAGCCUUUACUUGCUCCUCAUGUGCACUGCUGUGAGUUGGGUGACCGGUGAUGUAAUCUCUGUGUUCGGAUAUGAGGGCAGCGCUGUGAAGGUUCCCUGUCCAUAUGGUCGAGGAUAUGAGGAUUAUGAAAAGUACCUGUGCAAGCACGACUGCAAAGUUGAUGAUGACGUACUUAUUAAAUCAAAAGGAAAUAACAACAAAUACUCAACCGAUGAUAACAAAAGAGCAAGAACCUUCACAGUGACCAUCUCUGACCUUCGUCUUGAUGAUGCUGGAAAAUACUGGUGUGGAGUGACCAAAGACUUUACAGAUAUAUACAAGGAAGUAAAGCUGAACAUAAGACCAGACAGAUGUUCCAACACGGUGAAUAAAAUCCAAAAUAUUGAGGAAGGUUCAGUGACCAUCAGCUGUCCGUACGACUCUGAGUCUGUCGACAAGCUGAAGUUCCUCUGCAGAGGAAACCGGCCCUCCACAUGUCGACAGCAGGCAGUGAUCACCUCUAGCAACACACAAAAUGGACGAUUCAGACUCUCUGAUGACAGGAAGUCAAGAAUAUUCACAGUGACCAUUUCCAGUCUGACCCUGAAGGAUUCUGGGUCGUAUCUUUGUGGAGUCCAGAGAAACUCAGGAUUUGAUGUUUUCUCUGCUGUUGAACUGAAGGUCAAAGAUUUCUGUCUGAAGUCGUACCACAUCAGUGGCAUCGAGGGACGUCCAGUAACUCUGCAGUGUCCUAAUUCAGGACAACAACUUGAUAACAAGAAGUUCCUCUGUAAAGGAGACCAACACAACAACUGUACAGACAUGAUGGAGAACCAAACAAAGUUCAAGCUGCUCAAUGUCUCCUCCACCUGUUUCUCUGUGAUCAUCACUGAACUGGAAGCAGCUGAUGCAGGAACAUACUACUGUGGUUCAGACUCUCAGCUGAGAUUCAUAAAGAUACAGCUGGCAGUCGUCUCACUGCAUGAAACCAGCUCUGCUGAACAUGUUACAUCACAGCCACCAUCAUAUAAUCCUGAUCUGACCUUAUUUUACAUUCUGCGUGUCGUCCUGUUUCUGCUGUGGAUCCUGCCGUUUGUCCUUCUGAUGAUUCUUAAAAGAAAAUUGAAGCAACAAGAUAUCCAAAUGAUUGUAUUGAACACUUCUGAUGCUUCUAAGAACCCGAGGAUCAAUGAUAUUUGUGAAAAUCCAGUAGACAGCUCAACCUUUGCAUCAAAGCAUCAGGAGCAACGAUGAAGCUGCAGAAUCUCAACAUGUGAACCAAAGUCUCACCACAAAUGAAGAUAUUUAUUCUGAUUGUCGGAAAGCAAAAUGAUGAAAUGCACUGCAGAGGAAAUUAUUAUAUACAUUUCAAGCUAAUUUAAAGAUUUAGAUGCUAAUUGCUAAAUAUUUUAAUGAUGCAACUUGUUUUAUUACAGUAAGUUUCUCCACACAAUAAUAAAUAAGAGGUUUUUGAUGAACCAGCCUUUGUUUCUUUUUAAAUUAAGACUAAAUCAUGAAGGUGAUAAGGUUUUCUGCAGAGGAAAACCGUUUUUAUAACUGUAGUAUUUUCAUGCUCUUAAAUUGUUCUAGUAAUCUUUUUGUAUGU
This is a messenger RNA of Xiphophorus maculatus (southern platyfish), 1604 nucleotides long. RefSeq names its product polymeric immunoglobulin receptor-like. The record is from RefSeq and is a predicted model, not a curated record. NCBI's taxonomy places the organism in Eukaryota, Metazoa, Chordata, Actinopteri, Cyprinodontiformes, Poeciliidae. Bases 14 to 1252 code for a protein of 412 amino acids. The transcript has 8 exons.